Pundamilia nyererei is the source of this 564-nucleotide messenger RNA. Its product is annotated as unconventional myosin-XVI-like. Gene Ontology annotation, molecular function: actin filament binding; protein phosphatase binding. Lineage: Eukaryota; Metazoa; Chordata; Actinopteri; Cichliformes; Cichlidae. Gene Ontology annotation, cellular component: perinuclear region of cytoplasm; myosin complex; nucleoplasm. Gene Ontology annotation, biological process: neuron projection morphogenesis; negative regulation of G1/S transition of mitotic cell cycle; phosphatidylinositol 3-kinase/protein kinase B signal transduction. The transcript has 4 exons. The record is from RefSeq and is a predicted model, not a curated record. Bases 133 to 564 code for a protein of 143 amino acids.
UGGAGCACGGGCAGGCUGCUCUCGUAGGGUUUUCGUCAGGCGGACACAUUUCUCUCGCCUGCGUGCCGUGGUGUCUCCUGUGGACGAGCUCUCACUGGUUGCUUCCAGCUAUGUAACGUCUUUCGCCAGAACAUGGAGAUAGACCAGUGUCUGCUGGAGUCUCUUCCCAUUGGCCAGCGCCAAAGGCUGGUCAGGAGGAUGCGCUGUGAACAAAUAAGGGCGUACUAUGAGAGAGAAAAGAGCCUUCAGCGCCAGCAAGGUGGAGUCAAGGUUCGAGCCCUGCCCACGCACCGCAAGAAGCACCACGUCCGCUUCAGGCCCGCCGAUAUUAUACAGGAUGCCAUCGUUCAUCACAACGACAAAGAAGUGUUGCGCCUCCUGAAAGAAGGUGUUGACCCCAACACUCCCAUUUCCUCUGGGGGAUCCUUGCUACACUUGGCUGGAGUGAACGUUUUGCUUCAGGACAUCAAUGGAAACAUUUCUCUGGACUACGCCAUUGAGGGGACGGAGACCAGCUACAUCCUCCGAAAACACUUGGAGGAAAACGGUAAAGUUGGUAUUUAA